Messenger RNA from Dentiscutata erythropus, 1641 nucleotides. The record is from the annotation of a GenBank genome assembly. Lineage: Eukaryota; Fungi; Glomeromycota; Glomeromycetes; Diversisporales; Gigasporaceae.
AUGAUACUAUGGUUUUCUUUACAUUUUCGUACCUUAUUAAUAAGAACUAUUAUAAUUGUUUCAAUAUUCACGUCUUUAUACAUUCUCAGUGUAUCGAUAUUACUUGAAACUCCGAACACCAAUCUGAAUGACAUAGCUUCACAAUCCAACGAAAAAGGUACUACUGUUACUCACGUUAAUCUAACACUUACACAUACUAUCGAUGAUAAUGUUAAUAGCACACUUCAGCAAGUUAAUGACACUCAAAUUGAUAAUACGGAGGUUAAUGGCGCGAAAACUGAUGAUACGAAAGUAGAUGUUAUUCAAGUAGAUAGUACUCAAGUAAAUGAUACUCAGCCUGAUACUCAGCUUGAUACUCAGCUUGAUACUCAGAUUACGACUCAUGAUAAGCAAGUUAUUAAUAGUCACGUUAACGAUUCACAAGUUGAUGAUACUCAACUUGAAAACACGCAGGUUGAUGAUACUCAACUUGAAAACACGCAGGUUGAUGAUACUCAACUUAAAGAUACGCAGGUUGGUAAUACUCAACUUAAAGAUACGCAGGUUGACGAUACUCAGCUUAAUAAUACGCAGACGCAGACUGAUAUUCAACUUAAUGAUAAGGUUGAUAAGCAAUUUAAUAUUACUCAAGUUGAUGAAAUUCAAUUAAAUAAUACGCAAGUUAACAACACACUAGAUAAUGUCAUAUUUACGCAAGAUGAUACACGGCUUAAUGCAGUGAUAAUCGUUCUUGUUCGAAACUCUGAAUUACACCAAUUACGAAAAACGAUGAGAUCUUUUGAAGAUAGGUGGAAUAAAAAGUAUAAUUAUCCUUAUGUGUUUCUUAAUGAUCAAGAGUUUACUCAAGAAUUUAAGACUAUGACAACAGCUCUUACAAGUGCUAAAACAUAUUAUGGUUUAAUACCAGAACACAUGUGGAGCUAUCCACCGUGGAUAGACCAAAAUAAGGCUGCCGAAACACGUAGAGAGAUGGGAUUUAGACGUAUCUUGUACGGAGAUUCAGAGUCAUAUCGCCAUAUGUGUCGUUUCAAUUCAGGUUUUUUUUUUCGUCACGAACUCAUAGAAAAAUAUGAUUAUUAUUGGAGAUUAGAACCUGGUGUUGAGUUUACAUGUGAUAUCGAAUAUGACACUUUUAAAUUCAUUAAAGAAAACAAUAUUACUUAUGGAUUUACUAUUGCACUUUUAGAAGUGAGCGAGACAAUUCCUACAUUAUGGAGAACAAUAGUUGAUUUCGUUUAUAAGUAUCCUCAGUAUAUUUCUGAUAAUAAUUUUAUUAGUUUUAUAACGGGAGAUGAGAUGGCUACAUAUAACGGUUGCCAUUUUUGGAGUAAUUUUGAGAUUGGUGAUUUGAAUUUUUUCAGAAGCGAAAAAUAUCUCAAUUUUUUUGAUUUUCUAGAUCAAGCUGGUGGAUUUUAUUAUGAACGUUGGGGUGAUGCACCAGUUCAUUCAAUAGCGUUACUUCUAUUCCUGGAAAGAUCAAAAAUUCAUUUCUUCAAUGAUAUAGGAUACUCACAUCCACCUUUUCAGCAUUGCCCAAUUAAUACAGAUUAUCAUAAUGCUGGUAGAUGUUUUUGUGAUCCCGCUAGCAAUUUUGAUGACCAGUGGGGUUCUUGUACUAACGAUUGGAUUAAAAAUUAUUAA